AUUUGGUUGUUAAAAAUUAAAAUCUUAAGGGUUUAAAUCGCUAGGUAACGUUAGUGCUGCUGCUAAAAGCUACAGGCUAGUCGUUAAAACGCUAGCAGCAGCAGGCUCUGCAUAGAAGAAGGAACAUGGAAGAGAUAAAAACCGAGCCCGUGGAUUUUGUAAAGGAAUUUCAAGAAUACUUGACACAGCAAACCCAGCAUGUCAACAUGAUCUCAGGCUCUGUGUGUGGUGAAAAAGAGACAGCGCAGUCAUUUCAAGCUGUCGCCCCAAGGUGUGAACAAAAUGGUCUGGACCCCCCGUCUGUGGAGGUGAGUCUGUCCGUGGAGGAUGGGUCGGAUGUGCAGAUGGACGGCCUGGAGAGGACCUGCGAUGGAAAGUAUAAAUGCAGCUACUGCAGCUAUGCGAACAAGGGCAUGGCUCGUUUAAUAGAGCACAUCCGCAUCCACACAGGAGAAAAGCCUCACCGCUGCCAGCUGUGCCCAUUUGCCUCUGCAUACGAGCGCCACUUGGAAGCCCACAUGCGCUCACACACUGGAGAGAAGCCAUACAAGUGUGACCUCUGCACCUUCCGAUGCAGUGACCGCAGCAACCUGUCACAUCACCGGCGACGCCGCCACAAACUUUUGCCAACAAGGGUGGCACGGUCUCCUUUCUCCAACAAGAGAAUGCUGAGCGCUUUGCAGAAGAGAACGGGUUCACUGGGCUUCGGUCGCCGGCUUCUCAUCAAUCUCAGCCCGCCCUCCGUGGUGAUGCCAAAGUCGGAUUAUAUGAACGACUUGUCUCACAAGAUCCACCAUUUGAACAGCAGUGAGUAUAAGAAUGCUCCCAAGGUGGAUGAGAAGGAAAGUCACAACAGGACUGCUAAUGGUUUGACUUUUAAAAACCCACUUGACCAGCUGUCUACACUGGCCGGUCAAUUGGCCGAGCUCCACCCUGAGUCUCAGACUCCUGUGUCGCCAGACAGGGAGUCCCUAAAAGAUGAGAAGCCCAUCCUGAUACAUAACGUCUCCAGUGAGCAGGUUGCAGUGUGCUCCAAUGGCGUGCAGUCAUCCUUACCUAAAAAAGAAUUUCCCACUUCACGCCACGAGAAUUGCAGUCCUGCUCCCAGCCUUGGCUUUGAGAACGGCAUGAAUGGUCUGACUGCAUGUGUUAACAACAGCCAGCCGGGCACGCCCGCCCCCGCCCUGAAUAUACCGGACCAGCAGAUCUUAUAUAAAUGCCAGCAUUGUGAUGUUCACUUUUCUGACAAUAUUCUCUACACUAUUCACAUGGGCUGCCACGGCUAUGAACAUCCAUUCCAGUGCAACAGCUGCGGUCAUAGGUGCACAGACAAAUAUGAUUUUGCCUGCCAUUUUGCCCGUGGCCAACAUAAAAAGUGAUCCCUAGCAGCAAAGAUGUAUAUGGAGUCCUUGUUUUUCAUAUAUUGCUUAUAUAGCAACUAAACAUAGUGACAGUAAUAUACCUUACUGCUUUUCUACCUUGAUCCCAACUUUGGGCUUUUCAUAUUAGUUGUGAAUGUAAAAAAACCACAAAUGACACGUUUACAACACGGCAUAGUUUGUGCCGUGUGAGCUACACAGGCACUUCGUCAAAACUGAUAAUACUGGAGGAAAGCUGCACAUGGGACACAUUUGGACAUUCCAACUUGAAAAUGAUCACACAAGGCCAAGACAACCUGUCAUUGGCUAGUGCAAAAAAACAGAAGGUUCUGGAGUGACCAUGUCAGUCUCCUGGCCUCAAUAUCAUUGAGCCACUUUGGGAAGAUCUCAAACAUGCAGUUCAUGCAAGACAGCCUGAGAAUUUACAGGAACUGGAGGAAUUUUACCAAGAAGAAUGGGCAGCUUUACUAUCUGAGCAAAUAAAAGUGCCUCAUCCACAACUAUCACAGAAGACUUUAAGCUGUCACUGAUGGAGGCAAUACUCGGUAUUAAGUACUAGAGUAUGUAAACCGUUGAUCAGGGUCAUUUGGGUAGUUUCUGUUGUCAAUAGGAUUUUAAAAAGGGAAACACAAUUGUUUGAUAAUAAAUAGCUUAACACAACCACUAAUUACAAGUGAAAGAAAAGUUACUGUGUUAUCAUUCAUAUUUUCUGAAAAAAAUCACUAAUUCUGCCAGGGUAUGUAAACUUUUGAGCACAACACCAAGUACCAGUGUUUAUAUGAGAAAACCUUGUUUCUGGCAUUCAUGUGGGUGUUACUUUAACAUUUACUUAAAGACUGUUUCCAACCUAGAACGCCCAGAACAAGCCCCACAACGCACCGCCCUGCAGGCUACAGGACCCAAAGGAUCUGCUGCCAGCAUCCCCAAAGGUGCCGUGUCGACACUGUGAAAGUUCAGAUCUCUGUUUACUAGCAGUGGGGGGUGGUUUUAAUGUUGUGGCUAAUGGCUAAUUUUUUUUUUUUAAAUAAAACACCAAAACAGUAUUUAGCACCAAACAUUUCAAGCUCAACCAGCUUUGUAUUCACAGCAGAGCUGACAAUCAGACCACCAUCUGUAAAUUGCUUGUUAGCUUAGCCUAUACACCAAAGUCUCCAUCUUGGCUAAAUUGACUGGACGCAUUCAUCAGUGGGAUGUUUGUAGUUCUCAUAUUUAUUCAUAUCUACCCUCAGAGACUGUAGUGAUUUUUGUUUUUUUAUUUUUACAGUUGUUAUAUACUUUUUUUAAAAACUAAUAUUUAUAUACUAUCUUAAGUAGCCUUGUGCUUCUAUACAUACACCUUUAAAAUUUACUGUAGCCA
Archocentrus centrarchus (flier cichlid) is the source of this 2736-nucleotide messenger RNA. RefSeq names its product zinc finger protein Pegasus-like. Gene Ontology annotation, biological process: regulation of transcription by RNA polymerase II. The coding region runs from base 126 to 1379 and encodes 417 amino acids. The transcript has 4 exons. The record is from RefSeq and is a predicted model, not a curated record. NCBI's taxonomy places the organism in Eukaryota, Metazoa, Chordata, Actinopteri, Cichliformes, Cichlidae. Gene Ontology annotation, molecular function: DNA-binding transcription factor activity; RNA polymerase II cis-regulatory region sequence-specific DNA binding.